GCCAAGAUUGGGAAGGAGGAAUCAAGUCCAGUCGGUAGUGGAAAGGUGACAGAGCAUCAGGACUCGCCAGUUUCCUUCUUUGCCGGUUACUGGGCUGAGGUCCCUUCACAGCUGAGAGCUAGCAUCUCCGUUUGCUUGUCUUUUGGAGGAAGAGGCUGGGGGAAACACCUGAACAUGUGGAAUCCCAAUGCUGGGCAACCAGGGCCAAAUCCAUAUCCCCCUAACAUCAGGUAUCCUGGAGGUUGCAAUCCUGCCCAUCCACCACCUGUCAAUCCAGCCUUUCCUCCUGGCCCCAUUCCUGCUCCCCCAGGAGUUCCCCAGGGAAAUCCAGCUUUCCCUCCAGCUGGGCCUCCUCAUCCUGUGCCACAGCCAGGGUAUCCAGGAUGCCAACCCCCAAGUCCCUACCCUCCUCCAUACCCACCACCUGCUCCUGGCAUGCCUCCUGUGAAUCCCUUAGCUCCUGGCAUGUCAGGACCAGGAAUGAUGAAUGACAAGAAGAUGAGGAAGAAAAUGAAGAAAGCUCAUAAAAAGAUGCACAAACACCACAAGCAUGGCAAGCAUUCCUCCUCCUCUUCCUCCUCUUCCAGCAGUGACUCUGACUGAAUACAGGGCCUGGACCCUUCCCUCAAGUCUCACCAGUUCUGCUCUCCCAUCAAGCUUCAGAUAUCAUGUUGUACUGGUGGAAAUUACCCCUUGCACCUCCUACCCCCAUCUGAGCCUCACUCUGCUGUUCAGCCCUGACUGGCUAGGGAAAAUGGGAAAAAGAUUGUUAUGGGCUAGCAAAGGCUGUCUCUUCUUGCUGCUUGAAUAGAUCUUAUAGCUGAUGAUUUUAGCAGGGGAACUAUUUCUUGAAGAUGGUGAGACCUUUGAGCUAAAUGCUGAAGACAAGUUUAAGAUCUAUAAAAUGCAAUUUUUUUUUUUUUACUUCCUUUUGUAAUACUUGUGGUUGGGAGGUGUUGUGGAAAUUUAACUGUGAAGAAAAAACUACCUUUUUUGUAAUGUUUGGCACACUUGGGCAAUUAGUGGGAAGUAUACUUCCCAGCAGAACUUUUAUUGGUUAUACUAACUGCAGUGUUCUUGGGAGGUAGAUCCAUGUGGUUGAUGAGCUCUGUCAUAUUGGAACCUAGUCUCUACUCCUUAGCUCAAUAUGAGAUUUCAUGUCCUACUUUCAUUAUCCAACUCUCAGUCCAAAUAAAGCUAUGUCUCCUGGUCUCUGUUUA
Molecule: messenger RNA, 1220 nt
Organism: Nycticebus coucang (slow loris)
Lineage: Eukaryota; Metazoa; Chordata; Mammalia; Primates; Lorisidae
Gene: PRR13
Product: proline rich 13
Exons: 4
Coding region: 175-603 (142 amino acids)
Cellular component (GO): nucleoplasm
Source: RefSeq, a predicted model, not a curated record